This is a messenger RNA of Prunus mume (Japanese apricot), 1457 nucleotides long. RefSeq names its product S-adenosyl-L-methionine-dependent methyltransferases superfamily protein (gene ACL5). The record is from RefSeq and is a predicted model, not a curated record. Gene Ontology annotation, biological process: polyamine biosynthetic process. Lineage: Eukaryota; Viridiplantae; Streptophyta; Magnoliopsida; Rosales; Rosaceae. Gene Ontology annotation, molecular function: thermospermine synthase activity.
CCUUAUGCCAACCUCCUCCAAACCACACCUCUCUCUCUCUCUCUCUCUCUAUCUCAUUUCUUCUUCAAACUUCUUCAUCAGUCUCUACUAUUCUCCUCCAUAAUCUCUUGUUUGUGUUUUUGCUCUAAUUAAAAUGGGUGAAGCCGUCGAGUUUUUCCAUGCAAAUGGUUUCUCUAACUUGACCCAAAAAUUUGAUCCUAAACUUGUACUUAAUGUUAAUGGUAACAGCCACUUAGACAGAGAUGGUUCCUGGUACGAAGAAACCAUUGACGAUGAUCUCAAAUGGUCGUUUGCUCUCAAUGUCAAUGGAGUGCUGCAUAAAGGGACGAGUGAGUUUCAAGAGAUAGCCUUGUUGGAUACAAAGCGUUUUGGGAAGGUUUUGGUGAUUGAUGGAAAGAUGCAGAGUGCAGAAGUGGACGAAUUUAUUUACCAUGAAUGCUUGAUACAUCCUGCUCUCUUAUGCCAUCCCAAGCCAAAAACUGUAUUUAUAAUGGGAGGUGGAGAAGGGUCAGCCGCAAGAGAAGCUCUCAAACACAAAUUACUGGACAAAGUGGUAAUGUGUGACAUCGAUCAGGAGGUGGUUGAUUUCUGCCGCAGACAUUUGACAGUGAAUCAGGAGGCAUUUUCUCAUAAGAAGCUUAAUCUUGUUAUAAAUGAUGCCAAGGCUGAACUGGAGAAGAGUUGCGAAAAAUUCGAUAUCAUAGUAGGAGACUUAGCAGACCCAGUUGAAGGAGGGCCUUGCUAUCAACUCUACACAAAAUCUUUCUAUGAGCAAAUUCUCAAACCUAAGCUUAAUCACGGUGGCAUUUUUGUCACCCAGGCUGGACCAGCAGGCAUUUUCACCCACAAAGAGGUCUUCACCUCCAUUUUCAACACAAUCAAACAGGUCUUCAAGUAUGUGGUGGCAUAUGCAGCUCACAUACCAUCUUUUGCAGAUACAUGGGGAUGGGUUAUGGCCUCGGAUGAACCGUUCUCUAUCAAUGCUGAGAAAAUGGACAGAAGGAUAGAGGAAAGAAUUGAUGGGGAACUGAACUAUUUGAAUGGUGCUUUGUUCAUCUCCUCUGCAACCAUGAACAAAACUGUUUCUUUAUCGCUGUUGAACGAAACUCAUGUCUACACUGAGGAAGAUGCAAGAUUUAUUCAUGGACAUGGGGUGGCUUACCGCAUCAACUGAGGUCUCAAGCCACAGGUUGGGGGAAUUGCUGUACAGCAACAAAAACAAAACCAAAAAAGAAAAACACCAAAGUGAUGAAGAAUGGGAGUUUGACAGUCACUGAUUUCUUCAAAAGAACAAAAGAAAAGAAAAAAAAACAACAAUUGUUUGCAGCAUUUGGUUUUACACUAGAAUAUGUUAGCUUCAUUGGGUUGUUCAUAGGAUUCAAAGUGAGAGACCUUUUUUCAAGUUAUCUUUUAUGAAUGAAACAUGAUGAGGCAUUCCUCCAUUCCUUAUUAGAAAG